This is a messenger RNA of Gossypium arboreum, 1241 nucleotides long. Its product is annotated as tRNase Z TRZ1. Lineage: Eukaryota; Viridiplantae; Streptophyta; Magnoliopsida; Malvales; Malvaceae. The coding region runs from base 133 to 1035 and encodes 300 amino acids. The transcript is spliced from 8 exons. The record is from RefSeq and is a predicted model, not a curated record.
UUCCAGAAAAACAAUAUAAAAUUAUUCAAUACCAUUAAAAAAAAAAAAAAACCAGAAGCUUAUUCAACUCUGUGUUUCUCCCCAACUGAAGCCAAGCCAGUUCUUGUUUGUUCUUCGUCUUAGAACUUUCAAAUGGAUAAAAGGGGUCCAAAAUCAAAGAACCCAGAACCAGGAAACCAAGGAAACUAUGAGAAAAAGAGCAAAAAGGGAUUGGAAAUUGAAGGGUACCGAGUGGAAGGGUUGUCAAUAGGAGGGCAUGAAACUUGCAUUAUUUUUCCCACUCUAAACUUAGCAUUUGAUAUCGGUCGAUGCCCACAACGUGCCCUUUCUCAAGAUUUCCUUUUUAUUUCUCAUGGACAUAUGGAUCAUAUUGGCGGCCUGCCAAUGUAUGUCGCAACACGGGGUUUAUAUGGCAUGAAGCCCCCAACAAUUGUUGUACCUACUUGUAUAAAAGAAGAUGUAGAGAAACUCUUUGAGGUGCAUAGAAAGAUGGAUCAAUCAGAGCUUAAGCAUAAUUUAAUCGGCUUGGAUGUGGGAGAAGAGUUUUUAUUGAGAAGGGACCUAAAAGUAAGAGCUUUUAGAACUUACCAUGUCAUACCCAGCCAGGGUUAUGUAGUUUAUUCUGUAAAACAAAAACUUAAAGACGAGUACUUGGGGCUUUCUGGAAAUGAGAUCAAGAACUUGAAGUCAUCAGGUGUGGAGAUUACUUACACUACUACGACACCAGAAGUUGCCUUUACUGGAGAUACAAUGUCUGACUUCAUAGUUGAUGAAGGUAAUUUAGAUGUUUUGAGGGCAAAGAUUCUUGUUGUGGAGAGCACAUUUGUAGAUAACUCAGUAUCGGUUGAGCACGCCAGAGAUUAUGGACACAUUCAUCUGUCUGAGAUGAUUAAUUACGCGGACAAGUUCAAAAACAGAGCAAUUCUUCUGAUUCACUUCUCAGCUCGGUAUGCAUUAGAGACUAUCCAGGAAGCAAUUGCGGCGCUGCCUUCACCUCUGGCUGGCCGAGUUUUUGCACUUACAGAAGGUUUCUAAAGGAAUGGGGUUGAAGAUAAGAUUUGUGUUGUUGUUCAGGUGAUCCAUAAUUUUCUGUAACAAAACUUGAAGCCUAGUUUAUUUGAUUUUAGAGAUAGUGUCGAAAAGAUGUGGGAUUCAACUCCCAACAUUUGCUACUCCUUCUAACCCUGCGCUAAGGUUUUCUUUGUUAAAUAUAUAUAUAUAUAUAUACACACAUUAUACCA